AUGCCUUACCACAAAUUGAUACCUACCGAUGUUAUGCCUACCACAACGUCCAUCACUGAACAGAUUCCAUCAGAGGACCCUCCGCCAUAUUCUGUUAUUGAUCCUAACCUCCAAGUACCUGAAAACGUACGCCCACCUGGCGGCCCGACCCCUGUUACAUCAUUGGGUUGCUUCAAUGGUGCUGCUGUGGAACGUUCAUCCGAGGCACCGGGCUCAUCACUCUCGACAUCAACACUCCCAAACACUAGUGCCUGUUAUGGCUCUACUUUACCCCCCGUUGUGAUUACCGCGGAACCCGUUUCCUACCAAGAACAUGAGGUUGCAGGACGGGACCCAUAUGUGACCUAUUGUCCUCAGUGCUUCCAGAUGGUCCUCACGCGCACCGACCCACAGGCGGGAGAACUUACCUUCAUUUGCUUUAUCUUCUUACUAUGCUUUAUCGGCCCGUUUGCUCUUCUGGUUUGCUUGUUCGACACCUGUAAAGACGUCGCGCAUUUCUGCCCCACGGCACAAAAUUGGACAAUCAUCCAUUGGACAUUCAUUCCUGCUGCACACCACACUUUGAUUUUCCUGUUGCUUCAGUAUGUAUUUCUUUCCAAUACUCUGUCUUGA
Molecule: messenger RNA, 612 nt
Organism: Opisthorchis viverrini
Lineage: Eukaryota; Metazoa; Platyhelminthes; Trematoda; Opisthorchiida; Opisthorchiidae
Exons: 5
Coding region: 1-612 (203 amino acids)
Molecular function (GO): zinc ion binding
Source: RefSeq, a predicted model, not a curated record